This is a messenger RNA of Clavispora lusitaniae ATCC 42720, 1764 nucleotides long. RefSeq lists its product as uncharacterized. Gene Ontology annotation, biological process: protein secretion. The record is from RefSeq and is a predicted model, not a curated record. NCBI's taxonomy places the organism in Eukaryota, Fungi, Ascomycota, Pichiomycetes, Serinales, Metschnikowiaceae.
AUGAAUAACGGUAAGAAAAACCCGUUUGCCGCCAAAAAGUCAACGACCAUACAACGUUCGCCUGAUGAGGUAUAUCCGCAACGGAAGGGCCUAAAUAAGCCUCAAUACCUUGGUAAUCUGCCCUUGGACCAGCUUUUCGCUCGUUUGGAACGUCUUUUAUCUCAGAACCUUCAAGACAUCACAUUGGAGAGCCUUCAUACCCUGCUUUUGCCUGGAAACCCCAUUCGUGAACACAAUGCUGCCAUUUACGAUGUAGCGAAACAACUUCUUGAUCUUCUUGCGGAAGUUCAGGCGUGUGCACUCGCAGCAAAACAGAAGAUGUCAGACCAGAACUUGGUGGUUAUUUCGCUCCACGACAUCAAGACGUUCGGAAAACUAGUGAACUUGGUGGUGAUCUUUGCCAUUUAUCCUGCUCUUUCUUCGCUUCACAUUGGUGUUCCCCUUGAACAGCGCAGACUAGCGGAUUUCGGUACUUCAGUAUACAAGCCACUAAAGGGCCCUGUCCUCGAACCUCAGGAUGGCGAAAGCGAUGCUGAACGGUUCGCCCCACAUGAAAGGCUCCUUCACAUGGCUUUUUCACAGUUAUGGCCAUUGUUUGAGAAAGAUUCUGAUGUUCGUGAUCUCUUAAUGAAGGGUACGGGGUACUCAGACUUUUUGACUGUGUCACUUUCGUUAGCUUCUGUUCCAUGGUGGAAAGAGAAGGACGCAAACGAGGCAAAAGUUGAUGUGACGGCAAGUAUUGCUUCAACUUACGAUCUCUACCAAGACUAUACGCUUCUUCUUUCAACACCCUCACCUGCUUAUUUCAAGCGGACAGUUGUUGCGCGGCUAGAAUUGCUUCCAAGCAAGGCUCCAAAAGGCGAUGGAGUUUUGACUUUGGUGGAAUUUGUCUUGGGCCUCCGAGAUCAGGAACAAGUAAGCGUAUCAAAAUUCGACCAUGUGGCCCGAGUUUUACUUCUGAAGCCAAAGACUGUGACCACAGUGGAAUACUUUACCCUGAUCGGUAAUCAAUGCUACGAUAUUUUGGUUAACGUCAACAGACCUACAGUCGGAAGUUGUAUUGGUCAUUUUCUAGAACAGCUUUGGCGGCGGAACGAAAAAGUUACUGUGGAUUUUUUCCUCAAGCCAAUUUGGGAUGUGUUUGACCCACAACCGACCGACAAGUUGGUAUGGCUGUCUGAAACUGCAGUCAACAAUAACAUAAAUGUGCUUUAUACAUUAGCACAGCGCAGCUUGCCUGCCGAUUUGGCCGCUGCCAUUUUUUUGCCUGUGCUUAUCCCACUUUGGCGUUACUUCGUGUUUCUUCGCCAGAAUGAACGUCCAACUGAAGUCGCCAAGAGCAUCUUCAUUGGUUUCCUCGCAGCAAUGGACACAAAUCGUCGUUUGGAAGCGCUUGAUCUUGUGGCGCAAAACGUCGUGUGCGAGGGACGCUGGCGGUAUCGUAUUGGACCCAACCAGCUUGUGGAGAUAUGCUCUUCGCCAGAAAAGUUGGAGGGAGCAGUUCAUCUCACCUCUAGUGGCACCGGCUCUUCUAGUCAAGCGCGUGCUGCUCAAUUUCUCAAAAAUGUAGACGCUGGGUGCUCUGCCCUUUCCGCGCUUCUUCCGCCCACUCGAGGCACCCGACGUUCUGGCGCUUUUCGCGCGCCUUCUUGCACGCUGGCUCCACGGAACUCGCGAUGCUGCUUUCGAACGCCUUGCAGAGUUGCGUCUUGUGGAAACUGUUGGUCGCGACUUCCGCGAUCAAUUGGCAGAAACGCCUGGUGA